Molecule: messenger RNA, 5616 nt
Organism: Saccostrea cuccullata (small rock oyster)
Lineage: Eukaryota; Metazoa; Mollusca; Bivalvia; Ostreida; Ostreidae
Exons: 2
Coding region: 1-5616 (1871 amino acids)
Molecular function (GO): protein binding
Source: RefSeq, a predicted model, not a curated record
AUGGAUGAUUACUCAGCAGAAGAGCGAAAUUUCCUUAUUUUGAUCCAAGCUUUGAAAUAUUCCACUGUUGGUCUUAAAACUCAUGUUGACCACUGUAUGGACAAUGCAUACAAACGUUUGAAGAGAAAGCUAAGCUCAACAACUGUCUGUACUCAGUCGUGUAGCAAACAUUUUACCGACAGGAAACAGUGGUGCAGGACUUGUGUUCAGUGGAAAGAUGAAAUAGAAAAAUUGAUGCGGUUCCCCUCACAUAGAAACAGAGUGAAAUGGCAGGACAUUGACGUAUCUUUACUGUCGGGGAAUGACCCUGCGAAGGCGAGGGUAGAACUGUGUCGUAUAUAUGUCCGUGACGCGGGAACUUUCAAAUAUGACAUUCAGACAAUGCUUUCUAUAUUACAGAACUGUAGAUAUUUUUUGGUGGGAGAUAACAUAAGACUUCUUGAGUCUGUUCGUAAAGUGAGAAAUAUUGACUUUGCUCACACAGAGGACUUUGUAAUAUCUAAAAGAAGACUGAAAAAAUCGAUCCGUACUUUAAUACAUUUCUUUCAACACCCUUCUCACAAAACUUAUGAAUGGGCUUUAAUAACUGUGAAUAAGUUAAAAGCAUUAGAGGCAAAUGAAAACCAAAGUUUGGUGGACAUUGAAGCAUGUCGCGUUUUUGAAAGUAUAACAGACAUUUGUAUUGCAGACGUCGAUGAGUUUUUAUCCAUUCCUGAACCUGAAACUAGGAUAAGAAGUUUUCCAAAACGAAACUUAUUGCUGAUCGGACUCUCUCUGACUAUACUGGCCUUGUUGAUUACUUUUCGUCUAUAUAUGAUAACAGUGCUGAUUUCUUCGUAUUUAGAUGAAGCAAAAUGCAAAAAUGCGACUUACGAAUAUCCAUUUACAUUGGAGAUUGACAUGGACUUCUACAGAUCACAACAUAAAAAGCUGAUAGGUCGUGAAUGGCUUUUGAAUGAAUUAGAUGAAACGAUGCACUUCUCAAGAAGAGGCGUGCUAUUCAUUGCAGAAAUGGGCUACGGAAAAUCCGCCCUAGUUUCCCAUCUGAUCUGCCAGAGCGAUAAACGCCUACCCGGAAAUUGGAUUUAUGAGCGUAUUGUUGUGUACCAUUUGUGCAACUUUGAUUCUCGAAAGACUCUUUCUCCUGGCAAUUUCGUGAAAAACUUGGCAGGGGGUUUUGCAAAACGAGUUCCAGGAUUUUUUAAAGUUUUAAAACAGAGUUCCAAUUUUCAUAAGUACUUUGAGCAAGACUUAUGUACUGACGACCCAGAGGGUUGUCUCGACUUUUUAAUUCUAAAAACUUUAAAUGCUAUUGGUGAUUUAGAUAAGGAUGAAAACCAAUACAUUGUCGUCAUUGACGGUUUAGAUGAGUGUUUCGACUAUGGCAACCGUAAUAUUUUUUAUAUACUAUGGAGACGCCUUCAGAAGUUUCCUGUAAGCUUUAAAUUUCUUAUUACGUCCAGGAAUAUAUCUCAAAUACAAAUAGCAAAAACUCAGUUGAACGUUUUCGAAAAGAGUUCAUUAGAUCCCAAGAACUCCAAAGAUGCUGAAAAAUAUAUAAACGAGCAACUUAAAGGAUGGUCUUUAAGCAACCAAAAUCACUUUACAGAUGUAUUUAAAGCUUCAAAUCUGCAGAAUUCCAUAAGAAGAGCUGUACAAUAUACAAAAGGAAACAUGCUGUUACUAAGUAAAGCUCUUCCCACUUGGUUAGAAGAAAACAUUUCUUUACAAGGUAGCUUUACAACGUUUGAAAUAUUAUUCAACGAUCAACUCAAUAGGAUAUUUCAAGACAGAAGAAUGUUUAGGACUGUUAGAAAAAUCUUUCAAGUCUUAUGUUGCGCAGUUGAGCCCAUGUCUGAAGACGAGUUAUUAAAAGUUGCAGGCAUCGGCCAAGAAGAAACUGUUGAGGUAAUGAGGAUACUCGGAAAGGAACUAAGUCAUUUCAUACGCCAGUAUGAAGGGAAAAUAUCUUUCGUACAUAAAAGUUUGGCGUUAUAUUUAACAGAUACCAAAAGGAGAACGGAGGACUUUUAUAUAUUAAAAAAAGAUGGAUGCACUUUGUUUGCAAAAUACUAUCUAAAUAUACUUGAUAGACAAAAAUCUUUUUCCAAAGUAAGCAUUUUAUACUUGGUGGAAUAUGUCUCUUGCUCUGAAGAUCAAAAUAUGAAGUUAAAGUUCUUAGAGCAAGGCAAGAAGUAUGUCAAGAAAUUUGCUCGUCAUAAACACAUUCUCCACGAGGCUGCUGUCAAAUUUAACUCGUAUUCUGUGAUGACCCUCCUUUUGGAUUUAAUUGCAUCUCGAAAUGUGGAUGAAAUAGAUAGUGGUAAUGUGACAGCAUCGUAUGUUGCUGCUGCUUAUGGGAAUCACCAAACUUUAAAAGCACUUCUUGAACGCAACGCAAAUGUGAAUUUUGUCCGAUUGGGCCCAAGAUUCAUAAAUGAGUCUGUCGACAUGUUGGAAUUUUGUAAAACUUUAGCAUUUUGGGAAUAUAGUCUUCUAAAUAUUGCCUCACAAAAUGGACAUCUCAAGACAGUCCAAACUCUUCUGACAUCUGGUGCAGAUCUUAUGCAUCAAACAGCUUUUGGUUCAAAUUCCUUUCAUUUGGCAGUUGAAAAUGGUCAUAUACAUGUCGUCCGAGAAUUUUUAUUGAGAUAUAAAUCAAAAUUUUCUGCCAGUCUUAACCAUUCACUAUAUCUAGCUGCCGCAAAUGGGCAUUCGGACAUUGUUGAUUUACUUUUAUAUCACGGUGCUAUAGACUCAUGUCUUCCUUGUAACUCCUCACAGUACUGGACAUUAUAUCACCAAACUCGACUCCAAGUCAUUGAUAAUAUAGACGAUCUACGCACUGUUAACUACAUCUUUAAAGAUGAUCGACGAUUAGUUCGAUGUGAGACAGCUUUAGAGAUUGCUGUCCAAAAUGGAUAUAAAGAAAUUGUGCAACGUUUGAUUAACCAGCCUUUCAAUACUUUCAACUGCCGAGAAGCUGGUGGUAGGACACCUACCUUUACGGCAAUCAAGUUUCAUAGACCCGAUUUAUUUGAGCUCGUUUAUUCAAAAGGCAUAUCUAAGUCUUCAAGAUGUUUAUAUCGAAGGAAUAGAAUAGAAAAACUCGACCUUCACAAAAGUGAAAGAAAACAAUACAUAGAUAAUCUGUGUCCAUACAACAUAACACCAUCACAUUUUUUGGCAUACCACUGGAAUAAGGAGAUAUUUAAUAUUGGACUACUCCAUAGCUUGUGGAAUUGGACUGAUAGAGAUAGCAGGGGUGCUACACCACUACAUUAUGCUUGUUGUAAAGGAAAUAUCGAAAUGAUAGAUUCAUUGAAAAAUCUUGGAGCUGCAUUCGAUAUGAUUGCAUUUAAUGGUUCCACUCCUCUACACUCGGCCGCCAUUUGUAACCAGUAUGAUGUUCUUAAUUAUUUAUUUUCCCUGUAUCCAAAGCCCCCUCCUGACAAUGAAAAUAAAUACGUUUGCCACUACUUAGCCAGUGGAGGAAAACACUACAAUGAGUCAACCAAACUUGUCAUAACGAUAUCUAAUAUAUACCAUUUGAGUACCCUUAGAAAUCUUCUACAAGACGAAGGACUGUUUAAAGACGUUUUCAAUCGGAUCCCAUUGCAUUAUGCAUGCGCAAAUGGAAAUGUAAAUUUUGUGAGUCUUUACAUCAAACUUAAACUUCCUACAAACUUUUGGAGUAAGGUUUUUGAUAUACUGGACGUCAAUGGUGACAAUAUAAUAGAGAUGGCCUUUAAACACACACCAAUACUUUACCAGGAAAAUAUCAAAACUGUUGAAAAUUGCAAUAUCUAUCUUCUUACAGAUGAUUCUAAUUGUGAAGAUUACCGUCUUGAAAUAUUUAUCCCUCAUGAAUAUAUGAUCUAUGUUAUAUUGAAAAACAUGCCAAAAUCUCGACAGUUAGUAAAACGUUCUAUAGGGAAAUAUGUAAAUUAUAGCUUACAGAAGAAUAAUGCUAAUUUAUUAGGUAUUCUCUACUUUAACUUCCCAUUCGAAUUCAGCGAAUAUACUUACAGAGAAGGUAUAGAAUCUAUGAAGCAUCUUCUGACUCACCACCAUAUAAAUCCGAUGAUUUUCGCUUUUCUAAAACAAAUGAGAUAUCGGUGCUCACAAAAUUCAGUUUUGCACGAAAUUGUUCAAGAUGAAAACAGAAUAUUCUGGAUAACAUAUUUCUUUAACUUUACACAGAUGUUUCAAAUUGUUCCCGAUUCUCUAGAUUUGUGCUUCGAUGAAAAAGGAUAUAACUUACUCCACAGGUCUAUCAUGGGAGGGAAUUUUGUGGCAUUUACCAUUCUCAGAAACCUAGGAAUGUCACUAACAACUGAGACACGUGACGGAAAAAACAGUUUGGAAGUCUUAGUAGAAAAUUCCCCAUGUUUCAAAGAAGAGUUCAAAAGAAGGGAACUAGUCAUUACUAUUUAUGAUUCUGGUAAUUCUAAAAAAGAACGUUUAGUAAAUAAUUUGAAUUUAUAUGUAUAUGAUUUUAUAGCUUUAUCUAUUACAAGGGAAACAGACAUAUUGAUGAAUAUGAAACCUUAUGAUGUGUGUUCACAUAGAAAUGAAAUAAGUUUUGUACAUGUCGUGGCAGCAAAAGCUUUGUACCCAAUCUUAAAAGAAGUUGAGAGGCUCUUUGGUUCCAGUAUAGCUUUAUGUGUAAACAGUCAUGGAUUUCAAUCAACUGAAUUCAUGCUUUUUUACAAUCACCUCCCAUGGCGAUCAAUCACACCGUUGAAAAACAAGACUAAUUUUAUGACACUUUUUCUGAAGACUUUAUUGGACUUCAGACCGUUUUUCUCUCCCAAAGAUUCCAUUGAAAGAAAGUGCCGAUACAGAAUAAGGAAUAAUAGAAAUUUUCAUGGCAUUUUAUCUUGUGCAACACAGAUGGAGACUGAAUUCUUAUUGUUCUUUCGGCAACUUGUAAAAAAAGAGGGACGUAAAUCAGUGAAUGAUUUACAAAACGCGAUGGAUGGAUCUUAUGUUCAUGAUAAAAAGAAACAUAAGGAAUUUUUUUCAGCAAAUUUUGGUCGAAAUUUAAAAGCAGCUCUUUCUAUGGAAAAAAAUCCCCGCGAAUUUCAAGGAAGGUAUUUCUGUCCUAUUAGAGGUUUAAAUAGAUCCUUAACAGCAUUCAGUUGUCUAAAUGUAAGUAAGGUAUUUGAUCGUGACACAAGUCUUAAAUGUCUCUGCAUGAUUUCUUUCGCUGGGAAAACGAAAAAAAAUUAUAAGUCAAUAUAUGAGAUCGCACGGAUGUCAAGGAUGUUUUCGAUUUUUCAUUUGUAUGAGAAAGAUUUGAAUUUUCCUUAUUCAAAAUACCGUGAUUCCUUGAUUAGUCCAUACUUUGAUACGGUUGUAAUGUAUUCUAUGCAUCAUCCGGAGUACCACAUGGAAAAACGAUAUAGGUCAUUGGAGAAAAUGAAAACCUGUAGAAAUAAACUAGCAAAAGAAAUGAUAAAAACGAUAACCCUAUCUAAGAUUAAGGAAAUUCAGAAAUGGCAAGGUUUUUAUGAGGGCGACCUCUUUUUACGACCAAAAAAUGACUUAAAAGAUGCAGAUGCUCCAUUAAAAACGUAUGAUGCAAUAGAUGACUAUAUGGAAGUAUAUUAA